CUUGCAAAAUCUGAAUUGGCCAGAGGCUAGAGAAUGGAAGAGGGAUGCAGUUAGGAAUAGAGAGGAAAGCGCAUCAUUCAUUACCUGAAGAAUCGAUUUGCUUGUAGUAGUGAUACAAGCAGCUGGGUCAGGCCGCAUUAGUGGGGAACUUGGAAUAAGCCGAGAAACGGAGAGAAACGGAGAAACACCCACACAGGGGAAGAAAGCGCAAGAUUAGCGUCGGCGGAGGAGGAGACGCGUUGAGUCCAGGAAUGCGUCGCCUUGCAACUGAGUCUGACACUUUCGCAGCCCGUUACUUCGCUUGGGCCACGCUUUAUUUUGAACACUGUCUACUGGGGUGUACUUCGCGGAUCGUGCCGUUGAAAUGAUAAAGAAGGAGACCACUUGAACGCGUUGCUGUCAUUCAGAUUAUCGGGAAAAGUUUGUACAUCCUUACGACUGAAAAUAUUCGUCUUGGCGACCGUUGCUUGUGGAAACUGCUGUGGCGUGUGUCCCAUUCUCGAGGUACAGAUCCCUCCUUGUCAAGCUAGGUACAUUGUUCGUCUGUUUGAGAAACAAAGUGGAAUAUUUCUUCUCCAAGGACCAAGUGGAGCAUUUUUAAGGAUAAUUUUUAAUCAGAAAAAUACAUGACUUUCCACCCCAGUCAUACAACAAACGCACCAUGGUGAAUACGGACGGGAACUAAGCUACGGGAGACAGAGAGACACUCUGUGAUGUCGAGCACUCCCUCUCAUUAAUGGGAAUAAAUCAAAGACCCCCGAAUUCAAUGAACUGCUACCAGACGACAGCGAUGUAGGAUACGUGUCACCCAUAGAGAACAAAGAGAAACAGAGAGAUGUCGAUGAUUCGGACUGUUUUACAUUACGAUUGUUGUUUCGAGCAAAAUUAGGUGCGUGUUUCAGCAAGCGAAAGACAAGGAUAUUUUUGAGGGGACCGUCUUUUUUCUUUGUAUGUGUUGCCUUUAAUUAGUACAGGAGUCCAGAAUCACAACAUACAUUUUAUUUUACUUUAAACUUCGAUCGCGGUUGCACAAAAAUACAUGUUUUUUCAGUUUCACACCAUCCAGAGCGUCCCCAAAUUGUCGUCUUGGAGGAAUUCUUUGCAGGAGUGGAUGAACACAACAAUCCAGUAAGACCACAAAUGAACGAUGCCAUGAGCUCUAAGCAAUGGGAGGAAUGAGUGCUUUGAUCGCAAAAGUGGGGGUCUUAUGCUGCGCAGCUUUCCGGCUGUCCCCAACCUUCAGCGCCUUCGUGUUAUGCUCCCUGAUGUUGGCCCCCUUUGCAUCUUUAUCAGGUCAAGGGUUCCUAACAAGAGCAGAAUUGCUGGAAACUGUUUCUCAAAAUGAAGACAGAAUUACACAGAGGCCGGAGCCAGUAUCAAGGAUGACAUUGCCUUUAACAGAAUCCAAGCCAAUAUCUUCUUCUGGGUCUAAUUUUGCUGCCAUACCUGGAUCUGCUGUUACAUUUGAAAAUUCACCCAACAAACUAUUGUCAAGUUCUUCAACUGUUUUACCUACAUUGGUUCCACGAGAUGUUUCUUCUCCAAGUGACAGUCAUUCUGGUAGCACAGUUUUGGAAGUGGUACAAGAUUCUCCUUUUAGAACACAAAUUCCUUUACAACCAUCUGAUAAUCCCGUGGGACGCCUUUCCAGUAUGACACCAGGCUUUACUAUAAUUGGAACUAUUUCCAGCUUAGCUGAUGAAAGAUUAAAAAAUUCUAAUUUGGUGAGGCCAUCUACACGCUUUGUGCCUUUUAUCAAACCUAGCCCAAAACCUAAGAUUACAGAUUUGGCUUUUUCACAGGAUCUGAACUAUCAAAGUGAUUCAGUAUAUUAUGAUGAUGGAUCUGGAGAAUACUCUGAAACAGUAACAUUUGAGGGACCUGAUAUGGAAGAUGUAUCUUCAGUUACAAAUGUUCCACCAAACAUGGACGAUGUAGAGGAUUUGAAUUAUGAGAGCUAUGACACAUCAUUUCCUUCAAGACCUAUGCUGCCUUUAUCUUCAGUUUACAUUCCGCAUAGUGCAGCAACACAAGAUUUUCAGACUUUUAAAGAUUCUCAAAGUCAGGAUUCACUGGAUUCCACAGUUUCUUCUUAUAGUUCUGUUGAGAACAAUUCACAAAUUGACUAUGCUGAACCCUUUACAAUAGAGCCAACAGAACUUUUGCUGCCUGAUAUGAACAGCCUAGAAUAUUACUCUACUCUACUAGCAAUGGAAAAUGCAAGCCUACCUGAACAAGCAGGACAACCAGAGAACCGUACAUCUACUGCAUAUACAGACAAUGGUACAACAGAGCCAGAUCAAAUGCACAGUGUCAUCUCAGCAAGCAUGUUAAUAGAAAACUCAAGUCAAGUGAACAUAUCAGUUGGCACUAAAGUGAGCGAUCUGUUGUCACCAUCAUUUGAUUCUGGCACACCAUCUACAAGUUCUUCAUUUGAUGAAUUCACCUUGAAGCCUAGUAGCAGCAUUGCCUUUUCUAACUCAUUAUCCUUUGAUACAGGCACUCUUCCGGUGUCACUGGAACCUAGCCCUAAUCUGUCACAAUUUAGUUUUACAGAAAUGUCAAGUUUCAGUACAUCACUAAGCUCUGUUGAGAAGGGUAUUGUUUCAGAGACAUCAAAUAUCUAUUCUUUUAGCAGUGGACAGUCUACAGUGGAGCCUACAAUGUCAAUGAAAGCUUCAACUAUAUCCUCCCUGUCUUACUGGGAAGGCUGGUUUACAUCCAUUGCUGGAACAGAUCCUUUAAAGGCAUUUACUAAAACAUCUGUUCCAUUUCCACAACUUACCACUUCAGAAACAGAGGCAACACGUAUUUUUAGCAGCACAUUGGCAGAUUUUCCCUAUUUCAGUUUGUCUGUGCAGCCCACCAGAAUGCUCCCAGAUGUUGAUUCCACUGCCAGUUUAGUAGUUACUUCCUCUCACCACAAAACAGUCAUGCUAUGGUUUGGCUCAUCUUCUGCCACCACGGACAUUAAAAGUUCUACCACUGGUAUUCCUGGUGUGUCUCUUACAGAGAGCCUAGUGGUUUCCUCUUCCUCCUCUGAAGCUGUUCCUCUUUCUACUAUAAUCAGUGUGCCACCUAACCCUGGAACAGCUGCUCCUCAGAUCAACACCGCAACUGAUGAAAUACAUACAGGGUUUUCGGUGACUUUGGUGUCUACCAAAAUCACAACCUCUGGAAACACACCAAGUACUCCCACUGCUUCUACAUCAACGUCCACUUCAGGAUCUAACAUUCCUUCUACAAAUGCUGUUUUUACAUCCUCUGAACCAAGUAUAGAAACAUCUUCCAGUUUAACAACAUCUGCAACAUUGUCUCCUGGGAGCACAAACUUGGCAACAACAACAGUAACAACCACCACUACUACUACCCAGCCUUUCUUAUGUGAUGUUACAAUAUCUGAUACAUAUCUUGUCCGAGCAGAGCUUCCCAAAGAUGGAGAGGAAAAGCGUGCAAUCACAUUCAUCAAAGAAGUUUUGAGUCAUCAAUUUAAUCGUUCUGUUGAAUUGCAGGUGCUGAAUUCCUCUACAGACAUACUGUUUCUGGUUACCUCAGGUCCUGUUAUUUACACAGCAAUAGCAGUCAUUAACGCUAUGCAGCUUUCAAGACAGGACCCUUCCAUUAUUACCUCUGUCCGGCCAAGUGUCACUGUUCCUGAUUAUCAUUUCCAGGUUCACACAGUGCUACAGUUUGUCCCAACCUACGUAGAUGUUCGAUUCUGUAACUUCAGCCAGCGGAUUGAAAAGGGACUAACUAUGGCUUUUUCAGAAGUGAGACGGCGAGUCCAAGAUACUGAUGAGUUCACUGUGCAGGUAUUAAAUAUAACAAUGAAUGCAUCAUAUUUGGAAAAUCUGCAAAGACGCCCUGUUGACAUUGCCUUUGCCAUUCGAGAUACAUUUGGAUUUUUGAAUGGCUCACGUGUGAGCAACUUACUGAGAAAUUUAAGUAUGGUGGAGUUUAGCUUCUACCUGGGAUAUCCUGUACUACAGAUUGCUGAACCUUUUCACUAUCCGGAGCUUAACACGACACACUUGCUGAGAUUCUCAUGGAUCAGAACAGUUUUGCUUGGAGUACUUGAGCACAGACUUCUAGAGAAAACAUUUCAAGCAGAAAUGGAACGCAAGUUGGCUUUGCUGCUCGAAGACGUUUUGUUGCCAGUUGGCCGCUGGAAGCGUGCUACAAAUGUUGGAAACAACAGUGUGCAGAUUGUGAGAACUUCAAGGAUUGAAGGAGCUGACAACCCCCUGGAGAUGAUUUACUUUGUGGAAGGUCAAAAUGGACAUAGACUUCAUGCUACUACAGCUUCCAGUCUUAUUAACAGGAUUGACCUUCAGAAAGCCGCCAUAGUCCUUGGCUAUCGUGUUCAAGGAACGCUUGCUCAGCCUGUGGAAAAAACUGAAGUUCCCUCAACUGAAACGCAAAACAACAACCUGUGGAUUAUUGUUGGUGUAGUAGUACCAGUGAUUGUGGUUGUCAUCAUUAUCAUAAUUCUGUACUGGAAGUUGUGUCGGACAGACAAACUUGAAUUUCAACCAGAUACAAUGAGCAAUGUUCAGCAGAGGCAAAAGCUGCAGGCUCCAAGUGUGAAAGGAUUUGACUUUGCUAAGCUCCACCUUGGACAGCACAAUAAAGAUGACAUUCUGGUUAUUCAAGAGCCUGCUCCACUUCCAUUACCAGUAAAGGAAAUGACUCCUUCUGAAAAUGGUGAUGUUCCCACACCCAAGUCUAAGACUUCUUCUAAACCUUCUCGGGGUGGUCGGAGAAGAGGCAGAAUUUCCCCAUCAGAUGCCGAAUCAACUGUAAGUGAGCCUUCCAGUGGAAAGGAGUCUGCAGAAGAGACGAUGAAGCCCACAGCCACUCUCUGUGAAGACAAAGAGCAUCGAAAAGUAGCAAAAAAUGAACCACCCCAAAACAGUGGCACCGAAGAGCAGCUCUCCUCGGCUUCGAUUUUUGAGCAUGUGGACAGGAUUUCCCGCUCCUCUGAGGCUAGUAGACGAAUCCCAAAUAAAAUCCAGUUGAUUGCCAUGCAGCCAAUGCCUGCUCCUCCAUUACACAAUCCAGUUGUAACAGAGCGAGUAGUAGAGACAAUGAAAAUCAACAAGGAGAUCCAGACAGCACUGAGGCAUAAAUCAGAGAUAGAACACCAUCGCAAUAAGAUUCGCCUGAGAGCCAAGAGAAAAGGACACUAUGAGUUUCCGAUUAUGGAUGACAUCGGGGUUACAGACUCUAAGGAACGUAAGCGGAUCUACCAAAAAGCGCAGAUGCAGAUUGACAGAAUUCUGGGUCCAGAAUUAAAUGCUUCACCCAUGUUGAUGGAAUCCAGGAAAAGUUCAAGAGGAAAACGCUCACCAAAACAGAAGAAAAAACACCAACCCAAUGGCAGUCUGACAGAUGCUGACAAAGACAGGUUAAUCACAACGGACAGCGAUGGCACAUACAAGAAACCUCCAGGAGUCAACAAUGUGGCAUAUGUGUCAGAUCCUGAUCAGCCUGUUGAACCAAGAAGUCCUUCUCCACAAGAGAAUGAAGUUUUCUCAAAUUCCCCACCACACACCCACUCUCUGCCUCCUCCUGCCUAUUUGCCACCGCAGCCAUCAAUUGAAGAGGCCAGACAGCAAAUGCACUCUCUCCUAGAUGACGCCUUUGCCUUAGUUGCACCCAGUACUCAAGGAGGCAAUGUUGGAAUCACAAUUCCAGGUAUUACGUCAGGUCAGCCUGGCACCAGUCCACCAACAAGAGGCAGCAGAGGAGCAGGCACAGGCCAGUGGGGGCCGCCAUAUGUUCCAGCUCUUCUGUCAAAUAGAUAUGCUGACCUCGGAGUGUCCCCUACAGCAGCCCCAGCCUUGGUUCAAAGGCAAGUGCACGGUCAGGGAUUUUCACAGUCGGGGGAGUCAGGAAGACAGCAAGAUCAGCAAGAAGAAGUGUAUGCUACCAGAGGAGUUUAUGGUGAGGAGAUGCCCUCGUCUGCAAGGCCACGACCAGUUGGUGGAACUACAGGUGCACAGCUUCAUCAUCUAGCACAAGUUGGCCUAUCAAGCAGAAUGAAUUCAAAUCAAGGACAGCCUGGGAGAACAGGCCAAAGCCAGUCAGGGGGCUCUGGGUGGACUUCCUAUAGGCCUGAAGAAGAAUAUACGAGAAGCAAUCACCACAGGGACCCUGCACAGAUUGUUGGAUUUCCAGAAUACUCAUCGUCAGUCUUUCAGAUGCCUAAGACCUCCUUAAGGGAGCCUUCUGCGCCUGCUGGUCAUAUCCUCGAGCCGGUGGGACCUGGAUUUCCCUCAGUAACUGCUGAUGAAUCCAACACAGGCCACUCUUCAGCCUCCCUUAUCAAAGCGAUUCGCGAGGAACUUCUGCGGCUUUCCCAGAAACAGUCUGCUGUGCAGAGCUUUCACAGUUGAUUUCAUUUCUGUCCACUGACUUGCUCCACCACACACCACUCUAGACUCCAGUAUCCAGUGAAGGAGAUACUUCCCAUGGAAGUUUCCACUUACAGCAGCAGCAGACCACAAAUAGACAUAUGGGAUAGCACAUUAGCAUGGAAGGUUCUUCCUAGUUUAAGAUCCACUUGAUAGAGAAGUACCUUUUUUUAAAAAAAUGAAUGAAAUCCCAGGUCAUGUUAAAGCUAUUGUUUUAACAUUUUCUAUACCUUCUUAUGUGAUCAACAUCAUAAGCUUAGAUGUUUUCUGUUACAUUAUGGCACAUUCUUUUCAGAUGCAACCGGUCUGUCUGCAGAUUUAUUUCUCUUUACAUGUUCUAUAUUCAUUCCGUCUCUGUUUUUUGAAUACUUUUCUUACAGACAAAAUCUGUUGGAAGAAAUGUGUAUUUUUUUUUAAUUGCUCCCUUCUGACUAUUUAAAAAUGAGUUGUUAUUUAAUCUGCCCCUUCCUUCCAACUGAACCCCCCCACCACCACCACCAUUGCUGGGGAUAUGUACAGUAUGUAUAUCAGUGCUUCCUAUUAACACAGCUUGUUUUAUAUUGCUGGUGCUAAAAUCAAGUCUCAAGUGGCCUAUCAUGAAGUACACCACUCCAUUUCUUUUCUUUAUUCUAACCAUUGACUGAUUAAGUAACCGUGAUCAUGAAGUAAUUUGAAAACAAGCUGAAAAGUAAAUGUAGAAAAAAGAAAAUGUUUUUCUGAAGUGUCUUAAAUAUCGUUUUCUGCGUCAGUAAUUGUUACAAAUUGUGGGGUAUGAUAGGCCUGACUGCGGAAAUGGCUGUGUUCCAGCGUUAUAAGCCAGUGGUUGAAGUUCUUGUCAGGCAUUGUUUGAUUAUAUAUCUGUAAAGCCAAAGCUCUGUCUGAAACAAAAAAAAUGUGAAAGUAGACAUCUCCGCUCAUUCUGUGCUGGUAUGUUAUUCAAAGUAAAUUUUCAAGUGAACUAUAAAAAAAAUGUACAGUUAACUAAUUCUGCCAUUAGCCAUAUCAAAGAAAGAAGAUGGCAGUUUAAGAGAGGAUCACUUUUCAAUUUUGUACAUGGCAUUAGUCCAUUCUGAUGUCUUAAGCAAUAUUUUUACAAUGAUUUUUAACACUUCAAAAUGCUGUAGUACUUUGUGAUUAGAUUUAACAGGUAGUUCACUUAUUUUCCAUUAUCUCUCUGUUUCUGUAUCCUGUUAAAAUAGGAAGCCCCGUAGCUGUCAUUCAUGUUGAUCGAGGUGAUUUUGUAAAUAGUCUGCCUAUAAGUGCACAAACCAGAUAGCUGUAAAUUGAGAAACAUGGGUCUGUCUAAAUAAUAUACUGUUCUUGUGUGCUGACUGUUAGAUCUCACUGCAUCCUGGACUCAAGCUUUAUAAUCCUGAGAAAGUUCUAUCUUUAAUAAAGCUUGAGCCUGUCCAGUAUGUGGCAGUAAUUCUUGCUUUCUUUGCAUUGUGGAGACUGUUAGUGUACGUCACUGCCUGAUCUGUCCUCCUGCAUUGAACGUGCGCACAUUUUUCAUGCAGGCAUACACAACAUCUCAUUUUAUGAUCUGUACAUUUUACAGUACAUUAGAUUUGGAGUGUUUUGAUUUGAUUACACAAUGAAGAAUUAAUUACCUGUAUAAACAUAAUUCUUUACACGCUGUUUCAUUAGGAAGCUGUAGGUCACAAGGACCAAAAUUAUUGUUGUAGGUAUCAUAAGUUUGAUUAUAAAACAUAGCACAGUUCACUCCUUUUUAAUUACACUGAGGUUAAAUUAUUAUUAUUGAGCAUAUUCCUUCAAGAUGUAAAAGUCAAAAGCUGUUAUCUUUAAAAAUAAACGCAGAAUAUUUGUUUGUCAAUAAAGACAAACACAAUUGCAAUACAUCCCAAAGGAUCACGACAUCAUAGAAAAACCGUCACAUGUACUGUACAGAUCAGGAACCAUAAUUCAAAGAAAUGUGGCUUAAUCUUAUUUCUUGGUAGCAGUGGUGCAGUGUAGUCAUCUUAGCCGAGCUGCCAUCAGGUUUGGGUUUACUCAUAUGUUCCAAGGACGUGCUUUUAGGUAGGUUCAUAAUGACAACUUGUCCCCCUAAUGAGAAAGUGUGGGAGCUGAGGUGCAGCUUGACAGACUGGUGCACUUUGUACUUAUCUUACACGCAUUGGCGACAGAAUAACAUUCAGCUCCCCACAACCCUAUCCUAGAUGAAUGAAGUGUGUUCUGAAAACAGAGGGAUAGAUUAUAUAGUUGCAUUUUGUUUUGUAUUGAACGCUCAUAAUCUUAAAAUUUGAAUAAGCAGGGGCGGCGUGGUGGCUCUGAGGCUAAGGAUCUGCGCUGGUAUCCGGAAGGUUGCCGGUUCGAAUCCCCGUCACUGCCAAAAGAGAUCCUACUCUGCUGGGCCCUUGAGCAAGGCCCUUAACCUGUAAUUGCUCCAGGGGCGCUGUACAAUGGCUGACCCUGCGCUCUGAACCAAGGGGUAUGCGAAAAACUAACAAACACUGUUGUAAGUCGCUCUGGAUAAGAGCGUCUGCUAAAUGAUGUAAAUGAAUGGAUAGACUGGAAAAAAAUAAAUGGUUCACAGAUCUCAUUCUUGUUCUGCACAGCAGAAAUUAAUUCAGGAUAUGCAGGGCAAUGAAGUACAAAAUGGCGUUGCAUAAACAAAACUAAUGAUUUAAAAAAUAAAAAGUCCAAAGGCUAAAUGCUGUAAAAUUAUUUUUAAAAUAAAUGCUGUAAAAUAUUUUUUAAAAGAUGCAUCCUCAUAUAUGCUCCAUUCUUUUGGGAAGCUUAAGAUUGGCAUCAGUGUAAAAGAAGAGGCACUUCCAUAGUAGCUAAGGAUUAUACAGAGCCUGUGCUGAAUUAUAAAGCUCGGUUAACAUUAGGUCUCCCCCUAUAAGGGACUACAAGGGCUUAUCAAAAGUUAUUAGUGCUUCAUUUUACAACACAAGAUAUGAAUAGGAACCAAAUCACAGGUCAAUCAAAUCAAUGUACCUUUGUUUGCUUCUCUACAAAAUCCCAAUACCAGUUAGUCCAUUUUUAUAACCAUUUUACAUGUUUUACUAUCCUUUUGCAAUGGAAAUUUGUUCUAUGAACAGUGAUCAUCUCCUAGACCCCAUGAUGUGCCAUUCCAGCCUCCACUGUCAUUUCACCAGUUGAGAGUCUCGACUCCCUCUAAGAGUCGCAUUGAUUUUUUUUUUCCUUUUUGUGUCUCUCAUGAAUGUCCCUUACAGGUCUGAUACUGUUUGUGCUCUAACAUUUAAAGUGAUGAAUCCAUCAUCAGCAACCCUUUCCAUUGUUUGACAUUUGAGCACAUAACUAAGGCAAGAGGGUGUAAUUAUUUUCAUUCAGAUUUAAGAUGAUAGAUGGGACCAUUAGUUACAAUAUGGUGCAUGUCAUUAUUGUAGAUUGAAUCUCAGCAGUUUUAAUAUGCUGUGUACUUUUGAUGUGACCCUCACAGUAUGCAAUUCAAACUAUUUUAUACCAUUUGUCAUUUAAUAAAUCAGGAAUAAAAGACAGUGCCCAUGCUACUCUCAGGAAACUGUACUGUACCUCAGAUCCUAAUCUCAGCCUCCAAACUCAGGAACUGUGAAGUUUGGAAAUAGUGGUGCAUAAAUGAAAUCGUAUAACACUCUACACCUAAAUAUAAAGAGACAAAGGACAAGGUUAAAGAGCAUUUUACUAUCCAUCAGGCCAGAUGAGAACUUUUAAAGAGAAUACAUAUGAAAAAGAUCUCACCAUAAACAUGUUAAGUUCAGUUUAGGCAAGUUGUCUCUAAAUUACAUACUGUUUUUGCUAUUUUUCCAUAGUUCUGCUUUGAAAAUGAUCACAAACAUCACAUUCCAGAAAGCUUGUUUAUGAAGUCAGAGUGGAGAAGUAAAAUAUUCAAGUGAAUAAACUCUGGAGACAAAUGUCAGUUUACCAGGUAUACUGGUUUGUGGGUAGCUGAUUUCCUUUCCAUGUGUAGUCUACAGCAUUUUCUUACCCGAGUGGCUAAGAUCUGCAUGGGUGUUUUCAGGUGCUCAGACAGUGUGUGAAUGUGUGCAGAUUAAAUCAUGUAACGACGUUUGUUUCGACAAACUAGAAUUAAUGAAUGCCGUUGAUCUGUCAGUGUUACCUUCUGGGUGAAAUACAUUUAAAAGUACACAGCAAAAUCUCCAGUGUUAAUUGUUAGUGUGGUCAUUUAACCUUUAAAAGCAUAUAUACAGGAACACUGUUUCCUUAUAUAAAAUUUGAAGUGUUUGUUUUGCUGUAUACAUGGCUGGACCCAGACCACUUUGUCUUGAAUUCUUUAUUGGUAAGUACAGUAUUAGUCAUGACUUUAUCCUUGUAAUGUAAGAAGUUAAAUUGCACAAGCUUUAAACACGUUUCAUAAGUCCUUAUAUGUUUUUUCUUUUAUCAUUUUGUGUGAGCCGUUAGUCCAAAAUGUGCCUUAUAAUUUUACCAUGCUUUGUAUUUAUUUAUUUAUUUUUCAUUUGUUAGAAAUUAACCAAGUACACAUUCAAGGACACUUCUUUUACUGUGUGCAUCCAGUUCUGCACAAAAUCAAAUCAUUGGACUAAGUGGAAACAGUCCAACUAUUGUGAGAUCUAAAAAUGUUGUUGUCACCCCUGUUGUUGUACUCAUUACACAAUGAUUUGUUUUAUUUUAUUUUUUUUGCCUUUUUCAUUUAUGUUUGUAAAUAGAACUGUUUGUACGUUUCAUGUUUUGUGGUGGGUCGGGGAGUUGGCAGGUCCAACAAAAUCUUCUAUAAAUGAGUUGCAUGUUUUAUAACUAUUAGGAUUUAAUUAUUUACAGUCUGUAUUGAUGUGCAUGUCAUUGAGAAAAACAAAGGAGAUACAAAACACAGUCCAGCAGAGGUUCAUGUAAUAAGCAAGUAAAAAUACAUUUUUAGUGUAUAACUGCCAUUAGAUGAUUUCAUGGGAUCAUUACUUUUAAUUUCACCGUGGUUUUGAAACAAAAUUGUCCUUAAUCCAACUGUUUAUUUACUCUUCAGCUAACUACUGUAAUAGACGCAAAACCAUUAAGCUGUAUAAGCCAAGAAGAUGACAUGGAGAGGCUAAUCAGUUCAGUAUGAAAUAAAAUUGUUUGAUGAGAAACA
This is a messenger RNA of Erpetoichthys calabaricus (reedfish), 11484 nucleotides long. Its product is annotated as UPF0606 protein KIAA1549-like. The transcript has 20 exons. Lineage: Eukaryota; Metazoa; Chordata; Cladistia; Polypteriformes; Polypteridae. The record is from RefSeq and is a predicted model, not a curated record. The coding region runs from base 1167 to 6398 and encodes 1743 amino acids.